Callorhinus ursinus (northern fur seal) is the source of this 1323-nucleotide messenger RNA. Its product is annotated as 5-hydroxytryptamine receptor 3C-like. Gene Ontology annotation, molecular function: transmembrane signaling receptor activity; extracellular ligand-gated monoatomic ion channel activity. The record is from RefSeq and is a predicted model, not a curated record. Gene Ontology annotation, cellular component: membrane. Lineage: Eukaryota; Metazoa; Chordata; Mammalia; Carnivora; Otariidae. Gene Ontology annotation, biological process: monoatomic ion transmembrane transport.
AUGGAAGGGGGGUGGCCUGUGGAGGGGGGAGUCCUCCUCUACAUCACUGUCAGCUUUCUGCUUCCAGGAAGAGGUGACACUUUCACCAUCAAUUGCUCAGGCUUUGACCAGUACGGGGUGGAUCCUGCUGCCUUCCAAGCAGUGUUUGACAGAAAGGCCUUCCGUCCAGUCGUCAACUACAGCAUCCCCACUCAUGUCAACAUCUCCUUCACCCUGUCUGCCAUCCUGGAAGUGAAUGCGCAGCUCCAGCUUCCGACAUCAUUCCUGUGGGUCAAUUUGAUGUGGGACAAUCCCUUCAUCAGCUGGAAUCCAGAAGAGUGUGUCAGCCUCAAAAAACUCACUGUCUCGGCUGAAAACCUGUGGCUCUCAGACAUCUUCAUUUUGGAAUCCAUGGAUGUGGAUCAAGCGCCUCCAGGUCUCACCACCUUCGCUAACAGUGAAGGUCCAAUGAAGUACAACAGGCCAGUGCACGUGACCAGCAUCUAUAACCUGGACAUCUUUUACUUUCCUUUUGACCAACAGAACUGCACACUCACCUUCAGUUCCUUCCUCUAUACAGUGGACAGCAUGCUACUGGGCAUGGACAAGGAAGUGUGGGAGAUAACAGACACAUCUCAUAACCUCAUCCAGACCCAGGGAGAGUGGGAGCUCCUGGGCAUCAACAAGGCUACCCCAAAGAUGUUGGUGGGCAGCAACCUAUAUGACCAGAUUACGUUCUAUGUGGCCAUCAGGCACAGGCCCAGCCUCUACGUCAUAAACCUCCUGGUGCCCAGUGGUUUUCUGGUUGCCAUCGACGCCCUCAGCUUCUACCUGCUGGCAGAAAAUGAGAAUCGUGCCCCAUUCAAGAUGACCCUUCUGCUGGACUACAGUGUCUUCCUGCUCAUGAUGAAACUUCCAGCCAGUGGCAUCCCCCUCAUCAGUGUCUACUUUGCCCUGUGUCUGUCCCUGAUGGUGGUCAGCCUGCUAGAGACCAUCUUCAUCACCUACCUGCUGUACCUGGCCACCACCCAGCCCCCACCCAUGCCUCGGUGGCUCCAACCUCUGCUCCUCUGCUGCACCAGCCCAAGGAAAUGCUGCCCCACUGCACCCCAGAAGGGAAAUAAGGGCCUGGGCCCCACCCCCACCCACCUGCCUGGUGUGAAGGAGCCCGUGGAGUUGGUGGGGAAGGUGUCAGGUCCCAGAAAGGCAGAGUUAAAUGGGAGCCCUGAGUCAACAAGGGCCCAGCAGGAAGAAGAGACUCAGAGGCAGGACUUGGUCGACCUGUGGGUGAAGUUCAGCCACAUGAUGGACACCCUGCUCUUCCGCCUCUACCUGCUCUUCAUG